UUCAUUUCAGCUCACUCGAGUAUUCAGAAGAUUAAUAAAUAAUUUAGACGUAUCUGCGCAUGAUGAACAUGAACAACAUACUCAAUAUCAAAGUGAGUAACAUUACCAACAGCACCGAUACCCGAUCGAUCAACGCCAGAGUGUUUAUCGGCAACCUCAACACUGGGAUUGUCUCCCGAGAGGAGCUGGAACAUAUUUUCAGUAGAUAUGGCAAGAUUUAUGGACUCUCUGUGCACAAGGGUUUUGCAUUCGUACAGUUCGCCAAUGAGCAGCAGGCACGCAAUGCCGUUGCUAAUGAAUAUGGGAGAAUAAUUGCAGGACAGCCAUUAGAUUGCAACAUGGCUGGUGAGCCAAGACCAGACAGACCAAAAGGCAAGAGAACUGUUGCACAAGCUGUGCAGGGCGGUGAUAUAUAUAGCCUUGCACCUGAUAUGUAUAUGGAAAGUCCUACAGAUGGUCUACAGAGUGCAGCUGUUGUUAGCUACACAGAUAACCCUGACCUUUAUGAUCCUUACCACAGACCAUUUGGACCACGUGUACCCCCGACUACGCCGUCAAUGCCACCAGCGAAGAGAGCAAGGCGUGAGCUAGCUCCUGUCACAAGGGCCACUGCCGUGAGAAAACUACAAGUGCAGCAAAAACAACAGUUUCAAAGCCAGAGCCAAAUGCUGCAAACCCAGGUGACCCAGGACCUGAUAUUUUGAUAUGUGGGAGUUGUAAAGAUCAGUUUGUCGAAUUGUUGGAUUUACAAGAACAUAAAAAUCAAGGCUGCCAAUUGAAAGCUGCAUGUCGUUGUUUUGCUUCUAAAGAAGCAGAGCAAAAUGACUCGGGCAACCCUGAGCCAACCGCAUGGGUGUGUAAUACUUGCAAAGAAUGUUUCUCUUCUUGUUGGAUAUUGAUGUCUCAUGUACAGAACAAACACGACUUACAAAUAUACGUAGAAAACCCAUCGGUACAAGAUUCUAAAGAUCAAAAAGAGAAGCAGAAUGAUGCAGAGAGUAACCAAGGAGAUAACAAUAAAACUGCUGAGAAUGAAACCCAAGAAGAAAAGCAAAACGGACAAGAUUCACAGGAUGCUGAUGAUGUCUUAUUGGCUGAUGAUGGAGAAAUGGAAAACUGAAUUGACCAAUCACAAAACACUUGCAAGACACAUGACCUUGAAUAAACCUUGGCUUUGAUUUUGUGUUGUUUAUAAAAAUCACAAUAUCUCAUUUGAAAGAUUCCACAUGUUUUCAGCAUUAUUUGUGUGCUGUGUGUACGUAGCAAAAGAAUUGUACAGAAUGAAAGAUUUUUUCUGUGCGUGUUUAUGGAAUUGUGAUGGUAGAAAGGGAUUCAUAAAAAUUACUUUUAAUUGACCAAAUACCAGUAUUAAAACACAUAUCAUUAUAGAAGGCCUAUGUCUAGUUACAUCAGCCAUGAUUGGCUAUUCAAACUUAAUGGCCAAUAAUCAAUUUUAUCUUUGCUGAUGGUAUUUGCUGCAUUUGAUAAAUGUCAGAUUCUUCCUGGUACUGGUUGAUAGUUCAGAUUCUUCCCCGUACUGUUUUGAUCAAACAUACAAAAACAAAGGUGUGUCCCACCAUUGAAUUUGAUUUGUAAAUAAUUGCCUGUAGCGAGAGAAUUAUUAUGUUUUUGCCAAAUUGCAGCUUUCAGGGUUCAAUAGUUCAAAGAUUACAUAAUACCUGCAUUUCUUUCUACCAUCAUAAUUCUCUUCGUACGACGAUUUAUGUAUAGCGUUUUGCAAAGUUAUCUUUCAAAAGUUGAUAUAACUUGAAAUAUUGUAGAGCGCCCUCAAUGUGACUUGAAUUUAUUUAAAGCUUACUCUUGUUUUCAUGCAAAUUACAAUUUUACAUAUUUUGAAUGGAGACUGAAGAUUACACUUCUAGGUGUCUGGCAUAUCAUAUCUUUUUACAGUAUUCGGUAUGUGGUAGGUAUUAUCGGAUACUUUAUAUAGUGUGUGUAUUAGUGUCAAGUGUCGUGUGAAUUAGUGCCUUAAAAUUACACUGCAGGAUGAGCUGUGCAACAGAUUCUCAAAUUUCUGACAGUUUUCACAUUAUAUUGAAUCAGAUGAAGACAAAUUUAUAAAAUGGACCAACAAUUUCCAAAUUCAUCAAAUAAUGUCUUUGUUUACUUGAAUAAUCAAUUUCAUGGACAAUCUGUUGUGCAUUUGCACACCCCUUCAGAUUUAAAAUGAUAUGAUCCACAAUCAGUGUACAGUACUUCACACAUACAAAAUUGGUUCAUGUUUAUUAUUCAUAUAGGGUAAGGCAGCUUGAUUUAUGAAUGUGUUCACUUGUUUGACAUGUUUUCUAAUACCUUGCAUUUGGUCAAAUUCAAAUACUAUGGAAGUGACUUUAUAUCAGUUUUAGAAUGUCAUCCCAGAAUGUAUAUUUUUGUGAUUGUAUGCUUUUUUUUUUUUCAAAAUUUUUUGGGAGAGGAUCGUUAUUUAGAGAAUUGUAUAUGUAUGUACGUAGAUACAAAUUAUGCAUGAUAUCUUUGUUAUAAAUAUUCUAAGAAUCAAAACUUAUUUUGAAAACAGGUUUAUAUUGUCAGAAUUGUGAAGUUGAUUUUCUUCAUUUUAUCGAAGAAGUCAGUUUAUUGUGUUAACUGAUCAAUAUUAUGCAUGUGUGUUCUAAGCUUAUCUUGUGUGCAUAUUAGUUUCAUGUUUAAAAAACACAUUUUUUUUUCUUUCAAAAACUCAUAAAUGCCAAAAACUCUUAAUUUCACAUUUCGUGAGUUAGGGGAACUAAGAUAGCACCCUCAAAUUAUCAAAACAGUGAAAAUUAAACUGUUGACAAUAACAUCAAAUCACUGGAUGCACAAUUUUAUGACAGAAAAUUUAUGGAUAUUUUCUAUUUUUGUUUUACCUCCCAUUGAAGUGUAAUUAGUUUUUUCAACAUCUAUCACAAUGUUAUGACACAAGUCAGGAUAGGUUUCAGUGAUGUGUAGUAUUUUUGUUUGAGUAGGUCAUCAAAUCUAGUCUAUUGUACUCGCUACAGUAGCCCUCCUAAAUUGGCACAUGCAAUGUAAAUGUUUGAAUCGAAGUAUCUCGAAAUUAUGAAUAUUAUCAUUUGGUGCAAAUGUGGGUAUCAAACAAACCUACACAAUUUUCUGACAUCACACCAGAAACUUGCAAAUUGUCUAUUAAAAUUCCCAGUGAAUUUUCACUCAUUUAGACAAGAGUAUUUCUUUUUUGUCAAACAAUGGUAUCUGAACAUAAAAUGCAAUGUUUAACACUUGUUACCAGUAUCAUGGUUUUACUCGCAUGAUAAAUUACCAUGACACUAAUGAUUUGUGCAUUUGAUGUAACUAAUUUGGCUGACGAGAAAUGGUACUGACUUUUUUGGGGGGGGGGGGGUGUUGUGGAUUAUUUGAUAUUUGCCUUUGGAAGGGAUCUCUAUUAUAGUUAGUUAGUUUCAGCCAACAGGGAUUUGGCCUAAUGGGGAAAGAGAAUUUUUUUAUAUGGUGACUUAGUCUGUAUUCUCAACAAACUUUAUCUACUUAGGCUUUGUGCACUUAAAUGGAAAGAUCUGAUUGGCCAAUUUGUACCAGGUGUGUGAAUGCCAAGUUCUGAUUGGUUGAGGCAUUUUAUAGCAAUUUUAAAUAUAAACAGUUCUAUUAAAACUAUUCACAUUUGGUGUCUGUAUUUUUUGAAGGGAAUUAAUUAUAUUGUUACAAAGCA
Molecule: messenger RNA, 3679 nt
Organism: Saccoglossus kowalevskii
Lineage: Eukaryota; Metazoa; Hemichordata; Enteropneusta; Harrimaniidae
Cellular component (GO): nucleus
Molecular function (GO): RNA binding
Source: RefSeq, a predicted model, not a curated record